Messenger RNA from Vitrella brassicaformis, 2672 nucleotides. Lineage: Eukaryota; Vitrellaceae. The record is from the annotation of a GenBank genome assembly.
GGAGAAAGCAAAAGCGAAACGAUGGCAGCCAUGCUCCUGUGUUUGCUUGUCGCGACCACAUCUGUCGGUGUGCUUGGCUUCGUUCCGCCGUCUGUCACGCCAACCAGAGCAAAGCAAGGUGAGAGCACCGAUAGAUCCGCACGCAGACAGUCACUGCCACAUAGCGCUUUCUUGUCUGCUGCUGCUUGUCAGGCAUGUGGCCUUUGAGUGUCCCUCGGGCCUCUCGGCAGCCCGCCACAUCUGCAUCUCCAUCGAGUGUCGUCGAAGACGCACUCGGCGUGGUGAAUGGCGAAAGCAACAUACGAUACACGUGAGGCUCUCAACAGAGAGAGAGAGGGCAGCACACGUAGAAAUCACCUUUCUUUUUGUGCGGUCAGUGACUACGUCGAGACUGCAUCUUUCCCCCCUGAGAGCUCUGUGCUGUCCACUGCUGAGGUUUCUGAAGAGGUCGGCAGACCCCAAAAACACACACUGCUCCCUCUCAGAGAUCCGAGUCAUGUCAUGUGAUGUUGCUUGUGAUCGAUGCAGUCAGCAGCACCCGCGGCACCGAAGAGGCGGCGGCCAUUGUCCAAGGAUCCGCAGCUGAUUGUGGAGGGGGACUCGACACAAGUGACGCCAUACCAGCAGCUCGUCACCUACGGUACUCUGGCUCUCGCACUGGCCGCUAUCGCACAAGUGAGAAAGAAAGAAGGACACACGCAGACGGCAGCUGUAUUGUGUGUGGGCGAUGGUGUGUUCAGGCAUUGGUGUCUGAUGCUUCCAAUCCUGCGCUGAUGUCGCUGAUGGUGCCUUUCGCAUUGCUGUUCGGUGACCUCUUCAGCGGAGUCUUCCACUGGUAUGAGCGCGUCCACCUUUUAUUCUUUUGCGGUGUUGGACAUAUUCCAUUGAUGUCGGUGUGUGUCUGUCUGUGUGCAUCAGGGCUGUUGACAACUACGGCAACAAGAACACUCCCGUGUUCGGCAGUGUGAUAGAGGGCUUUCAGGGACACCACAAGUACCCAUGGACCAUCACAUACCGGUGAGCAUGGACACAGAGGGGCGAGAGAAAGAUACCAUCUGCUUUGCGGGAUGUGUGUGUGAUGCAGUCCGUUUGCGAACAACGUGUACAAGAUCUGUUAUGGUGUACUGCUCAUCAUGGCCACCACAUUCAUCCUGCAGGCACCACCUGGUACCCUCACACACGCACACACGUGCCGUUUCAUGGAUGAUCUUUUUGCUGCGUGCGUGUGUGUGUCCAUAUCGUCAGCUGUCCGUGUGUUCAUGACGGUGUUUGGGUUGUCCCAAGUGAUGGCUCAGGAGUUCCAUAAGUACAGCCACAUGACCAAACCACCCAUCAUCGUCCAAAGGUGCGAACGUCCUCACCGGAAUACACUCGUGGGCUCACACAUCCAUGUGUGUGUGUUGUCGAUGAUUGCAGGUUGCAGGGCAUGGGGCUGAUGCUGCCAAGGAAAGAGCACGGGCUCCACCACUCAGAGCCUUUCGAAGGUCAGCCAUGAACAUGACUACACACAAGCAUGUCAGUACAUGUAUGUGGUGUCGUGUGGUGUGAUGUGUGCAGGUCACUAUUCAAUUUUGUUUGGGUGGUUCAACCCGCUGCUCGACCACUCACAGGUCUUCAGGCUGAUGGAGAGGGCCAUCUACAAGUGGAACGGUCAGUUACCACACAGGCGCGUUCCCAUCCAUCGCACACACGUCUCUCUCUCUCUCUCUGUGUGUGUGUGUGUGUGUGUGUGUGUGUGAUGUAUCUUAUCUACCAGGUCACAUGCCGAAUAGCUGGAAACUCGACGAGAGGCUGAGACAGGAGCAGGUUGACAUGAUCGAGGGCUCACAGAGGACAUGACGUGCCGUCCCGUGUGAUGUGUGUGUGUGUUGGUGGUCGGGGGGCGGGGCUGAGUGUACAGCGAUUUUCCACCAUCCCGUCUGUCAGUUGACGUGUACAUAGAGACGUGGGAUCAGGGAGGUUGGCAUGAGUGUUCAGUGUUGAGUGUUGAUACUUGGCUGGAUGCAUUGCCCUUGCAAUCAGUCAGUCUGUGUGGGGAGCGAUUGUAGUGGACCUCGACGCUCAAACGCAGUGGAGUGACGGCCCUUCUGCCUGUGAUCAGCGGCAGGCAGAGAGAACGUCGCUUGAGCGCGUUUGAGCGCCGAGAGGACACCAGAAACACUACCCCUUGUCCGGAUAACUCUCACUAUCGUUUUGUCAUCGAGAGAGACAGUUUUGUCACCCGCUCUCACCAUUUUGACUUCCGCAUGCGCACAAUCGUGUGAGUGUCGAUAGAAAGAGCCGACCGACCAAGUGCGUGUAUGGGUUCUCUUGGCACUACGAUCAGCUUGGUGGACGUCUUCUCUGCCUGUGAUUGACAGCAGGCAUGAAAUCCGUCUGUCGAGGGGAUCUGAGCACCGAGAGAGCACCAGACACGCACAUGCACACACCAGUGUAUGUCUGAAGAGAGAGUUUUGUCUUGACACCGUUCUGCCUCGCUGUCGAAUACAAUGGCCUUGCCUCUCCGCUCGCCUGUCUUUCAUGCAUUCACACCGGUCUUGCCUUCAUUACUUGACAGGUUUCUCGGUGUCUGCGAUAUCGAUGUGUGUUUUUCGGUGUGCUGCUGUGACUGCAGUGAGUGGACAGCCAGCCUGUUGGUUGACGGUGCUGAUCACGUGAAUCAUGCUCAGUAA